CGACUGUUGUUUUGUUAUUGUUCCUCUAUGUUGCUGUCCUUCAGUUAUGUUUAAUGUCAUAGUUUUUACUCCAUAGUUAUUUGUCGACUUUUAUUCUUCCUCCUGGAAUAGACUUGUCACGUCAAGCAACAUGAUUCGUCGUAGUCCUACUCGCAUCGUCCUCAAGAUUGAGGAUUUGCAGGAAUAUGAGUCAAUGCGGAAAGAAAUGGAAGCUAAGAAAGGGACUCCUGUGACAAAUGCAUGGGAAGGCCCAGCGAGAUCAAAACAAGAUAUUGUUCGGGAGCGGAUAGGGUAUGUCCCUCAACCACAUGAUUCCUGACAUAGGGCCCCCCAUCGGAUAAUCCAACGGCAUCCUCACACUCACUUACUGUACCACGGUCAUCGUCAUUCUGAUCCACCGUCUUAUGUUCCUGUUGGGGCUCUACCAAUUUCUGCAAGUCCUUCAGAACGUUCCAAUUCUCCACCACCUGCAUCUCCUCUUGCAAGGCCAGCCUCUCAAUUUAAUCGCCCCUAGUGACUGUAGAAGUGAAGUUGGAAACUGUAUGCUGAGAUUAAAGUGGGAAUAAUAAAAGCCAAUUUUGUAAAAAAUA
Molecule: messenger RNA, 590 nt
Organism: Frankliniella occidentalis (western flower thrips)
Lineage: Eukaryota; Metazoa; Arthropoda; Insecta; Thysanoptera; Thripidae
Product: anaphase-promoting complex subunit CDC26-like
Exons: 3
Coding region: 131-319 (62 amino acids)
Biological process (GO): protein K11-linked ubiquitination; anaphase-promoting complex-dependent catabolic process; regulation of mitotic cell cycle
Cellular component (GO): anaphase-promoting complex
Source: RefSeq, a predicted model, not a curated record